This is a messenger RNA of Drosophila melanogaster (fruit fly), 817 nucleotides long. RefSeq lists its product as uncharacterized. The transcript has 2 exons. Lineage: Eukaryota; Metazoa; Arthropoda; Insecta; Diptera; Drosophilidae. The record is from RefSeq and is marked reviewed. The coding region runs from base 154 to 579 and encodes 141 amino acids.
AAAUAUUUCUUAUCUUAUAACGAUUCCGUGUAGAGAGUAUAACUAAAUACUUACAAAAUUUUGUUUUCCAUUGAGAUCGUCUUAUAAAAAUAUUUUUUAUAUAAAUAUUGGUUCAAAAUUUGCAAGACUCGGCUUCUUACCAACAGAUGUACCAUGUCGAAUUAUAGGGUUACAUAUAAAAAUCGAUGCAUUAGCUGUGGCGUCGAAGUACCAGUCCUUUCCACAAAUGGAUGCCAUUUCAAAGUUCAGGACAAAUUUAAUUCUUGUGGCUCCAAAAUAAGCAAUCCUCGAAAACGGCCGAGUCAAAUAAAAAGGCACAGGAAUAUUUCUCAAAGAAAGCUAAAUAAUGGUUUUAAAUGGUCUUCAUCAUCUACGAAAAAACGAUUCUAUCCGUUAGUAAAGAAACAAAAAUUGUUGAUGUCCUCAGAGCCCUCUCAUAAGGCUCUAAUUUUAAGAGAGAUGAUUAGGUUAGGAAGAAAACCGAAUCGAAAGUUCGAAAAGGCUGCGAGAAAUAGUGUAUUUCCGGGCAUCUGCCGUACGAUAUUGAAACUGCACCAGUAUACUAAUCUUGUACAGUAGAGAUUACUGAUGUCACAGAUUCUUUUGAGAUCAAAGUCCCCACCAUAUGGAAUCAUUUGGAUGGAUGGAUCAAUGGAUGUAGAUGAAAUGGGUACAUGCAGACAUAUAUUUUUAGAAGAAUCAAUGGAAAUUUAAGUAUUUAAAUAUUUAUUAAGCUAACGUACUUAUAUUGUGUACAACAGUUUUCAAUUAAAUGGAAUAGGAAAAUAAAGUCCUGGAUGAGGUACAUUUACAUUGU